Messenger RNA from Paramecium tetraurelia, 1260 nucleotides. RefSeq lists its product as uncharacterized. The transcript has 4 exons. NCBI's taxonomy places the organism in Eukaryota, Ciliophora, Oligohymenophorea, Peniculida, Parameciidae. Gene Ontology annotation, biological process: autophagy; peptidyl-serine phosphorylation; protein autophosphorylation. The record is from RefSeq and is a predicted model, not a curated record. Gene Ontology annotation, cellular component: cytoplasm; autophagosome. Gene Ontology annotation, molecular function: ATP binding; protein serine/threonine kinase activity.
AUGCUUAACGAAAAAGUCAUAGGAGAAUAUGUUUAUUUAGUAUCCGAUGAAUGCAAAGUCGGAGUCGGUUAAUUCAGCCACGUCUACAAAGGAUAUCACGAGAAGACCAAGAAGCAAGUGGCAAUCAAGCAGAUUGACAAAAAACAAAUCAAAGGUAUUUUUGAAUAGAUGCUCCGAAACGAAAUCAAUAUACUAAAGCAACUGAAUCAUCAAUACAUCCUGAAGAUGUAUGCUUAUUAUGAAACAUCCAACAAUUUUUAUAUCAUCACAGAAUUUUGUGAGACAGACGUUCUUUAAAUCUUAAAAAACCAAGGUUCUUUGCCUGAAGAAAAAGUAAUUGCUUAUGUUUUGCAGAUUAGUGAAGCAUUGAAGUACUUAAAUUCAAAAAAAAUCAUUCACAGAGAUAUCAAGCCAUCCAACAUCCUAAUCCAUGAAGGGGAAGUGAGACUGGCUGAUUUUGGUUUUGCAGUUCAUCAAGACAAAGUCGGAAUUGAGGACAGACAAUUUUAGAUUGGAUCUCCCUUGUAUAUGUCCCCAGAAACCUUAUUAAAAAAUUAAUACAACCACAAAACGGACUUAUGGUCUUUGGGUGUCCUCUAUUUCGAAAUGAUUUUUGGCGUUGUUCCUUUCUUCUCAAUUGAGAUGGAUGACCUACUCAGAAAAUUACAACAAUAUCAAUAGGAUUAUAUAUUGACAUUCAAAUACCCAGUUUCAGAAGCUUCUACUGAAGCAAUAAGAAAUCUCCUAGCAUACGACCCAUCUCAUAGGUGUGAAAUUAGAAAUUUGGAACUAAUACUCAAAAAUUAUUAUAGUAAUAGAGCUGCUGGAGAUGCUAGCAUUCAUUCAUAAAAACGAACUAUUACUCCUGAUAAAAGAAAGAAAGAUUCCCCUAAUUAAAGUCCGGAAAACAGAAGCAAAGCACAGCCUAUUAAAAAGGAACUAGUAAAAGUAAGUUGCUCUGCUAAGUGUUUUGAUAAAAAUUCUACCUAUUUUACCAAAAAUAAACCUAAUAAAGAGGAUGAUUAAUAAAAUUCAAAGAGAGAGGAAAAUCUAGGAACAGACAGAAAAGAUAACGAAGCCAUCCAUCAAAUCUCGGGUAUUAGAUUACAUGACUUAACAGUAUAUAAUGAAAAAGUAACACUGGAGAAUAUGAGUAAUGAAGACUUUUUAGCAUUUCUCAUUAAGAAAUUAGAAUCUGUUAAAAGAUAGGAUCCAAGUUAAAAUAUAUAAAUUAACGAGUGCCAAUUAUUGUUAGUAUGA